Gossypium raimondii (Peruvian cotton) is the source of this 1247-nucleotide messenger RNA. RefSeq names its product transcription factor bHLH61. Gene Ontology annotation, molecular function: DNA-binding transcription factor activity; sequence-specific DNA binding; protein dimerization activity. The record is from RefSeq and is a predicted model, not a curated record. The transcript has 4 exons. Lineage: Eukaryota; Viridiplantae; Streptophyta; Magnoliopsida; Malvales; Malvaceae. Gene Ontology annotation, biological process: regulation of DNA-templated transcription. Gene Ontology annotation, cellular component: nucleus. Bases 79 to 1128 code for a protein of 349 amino acids.
CUUCAUGUUAUUAAGCUUUCCUUUUUUUUCCCCUGUUCAAAUCAGUUCUCAUUGGAACUUUUUUAGAGAGAGAGGGAAAUGGAGCUCUCACAGCAUGCUUUCCUGGAGGAGCUAUUGGCUCCAAGAAGAGACAGUUGGACCACUUUUUCAGCUGGGGUGACUGAGUUCCUCCCUAAUGGCUCAUGGAACUUUGAUUCUUUUGAUGAGAAUCCAACUUUGGCUACAUCAAAUCUCUCCUUUGUUGCGUUCUCUCCACCACCACCACCUGAUCAAACCCCCAGCUUUGAAUGUCCUUUCAGUGAUCAACCCUACCCUUUUGUUGAUGGAUUCACAGUGCGGGACAUGGAUUCUUCGUACACCAACGUCAAUGUCGUCCACCCCCACACAUCUCCUUUCUCAGCUACUCAACAAGACUUCCCAUCCAUGGUUGAUGAUGAAGAUCAGUUUGGUCUUCUUACCACUGAUCAUCAACAACACCGCUUGGAAGAAACAAAGAGUAGCUGCAAAGUCGAGAUUGAGCAAACCAGCAACAUUCAGGGUUUCAACAUGGGCGACUUGUUGUUAGGCAGGAAAAGGGCUAAGACAAAGAAGUUAGAAGGUCAGCCUUCAAAGAAUUUAAUGGCAGAGAGAAGGAGAAGGAAGCGACUGAAUGACAGGCUUUCAAUGCUGAGAUCAAUAGUCCCCAAGAUCAGCAAGAUGGAUAGAACAUCUAUACUUGGAGAUACCAUAGAUUACAUGAAAGAGCUUCUAGAAAGGAUUAAUAAGUUGCAGGAAGAAGAUACGAAAGAGGGUAUCAUUAUUAAUCAACAGAGUUUAUUGAAGAACCUGAAGGAGCAAAAGCCAGAUGAAGUAUUGGUGAGAAAUUCCCCAAAGUUUGAUGUAGAGAGGAGAGAUACAGAUACUCGAAUCGAUAUAUGCUGUGCAACGAAACCAGGCUUGCUGUUAUCUACAGUGAACACAUUGGAAGCACUAGGCCUUGAGAUUCAACAGUGUGUUAUAAGUUGCUUCAAUGAAUUUUCAAUGCAAGCUUCUUGUUCAGAGGUAGAAGAGCAGAGGACAUUGAUAAGCUCUGAAGACAUAAAGCAAGCAUUGUUCAGAAAUGCAGGCUAUGGAGGAAGAUGUCUGUAGAAUCAUUAGGAGGAGAAUAAGAUGAUCAUCUAACAAAGCUUAAUAUGAAUUAAAUUUUCUCUGAAUUUGUUCUUCAAGGAUUUGCAAUUGCUGUAAUAAUAUUUCCCCAUUAUUAAUCA